AUGGCGGGACGACGAGCUCUUGUUCGGCACGUUCUGCGUGCCAUUGCAGUUAUGAAGCAGUGCUCCCGAUCGACAUCGCGGCCUGCGGUGUCUCGCAAACAGGUUCGUGCAUGGCUAGAUGUUACUGCGGGUUGCUCAGGCUCACUGGCGACACAUCAGGUUGUCGAGACGCUCUGCGCUGCGUUGGGCGCAGUGCUUCGCGCGCGCAAGGAUCCUAAAGAGACUGUCUAUCGUCGCCAUCGCUGCCGAAGCGACAGACGCUACCCCGUCUGGCACAAAACUAGGCUGCGUGAAGCUUCCAGGCAAGGUGGGCGGACCGGAAACGGUGCGAGGCGCUCUCACAAGCUCGUCCAACUCAAGGGCAGCCGCCCGCGUAGGCAAGAGAGUACACCCUACGUAGCCGAUGCAUCGCCCGCGCUCGUCGUGGGCGGGAGCGCUAGCCAGCCCUCGCGGACCAGCGAAGGGCGUAAGCGUAGUCUGGCGACGUUCUUGGCUGCCAUCCUGGCGGCGUUUGUGGGCAGUCGAGUAUAG
Messenger RNA from Alternaria atra, 531 nucleotides. RefSeq lists its product as uncharacterized. The transcript has 2 exons. The coding region runs from base 1 to 531 and encodes 176 amino acids. The record is from RefSeq and is a predicted model, not a curated record. Lineage: Eukaryota; Fungi; Ascomycota; Dothideomycetes; Pleosporales; Pleosporaceae.